UAAUAUUUCUCUUUAUUAUUUGUGUUAUAAUCAUUUCAUUUUGUUAUAGGUUUCUAAAAGAUAAAACUUAUUGAGAGUUUAUCUUCACAUAACCCCACCACUACAUAACAUAACUACAUAAUAAUUUUCAUGAAUAUUUUAUAUUUUGGUUUUGUACAACUAGUGUUUAUCUUAUAAAGCGUUUAUCGUUUAUUUUCAGAUAACAACAAGGAAUGUAGGACAGUGAAAUGAUAAAUUUUUAAACAUAAACACGACGUUGAUUCUUGACCUUCAAAAGUGAAAUGAAUAUUAUGUUCUGAUUUGAGCUGUCGGUUGUCUAUUUUAUGCAAUAAUUAACAAUUCAAUUAUUUUCAUGAAUAGCUCAUUUUAUGUUUUUGUAUAGCUAUUGUGAAAUGAUGAGUUUAUUUACAAAACCCACAAUCUUUUGAGCGCGGGGUGAUUUCCGGUUUAGAAAAAUAAGGAGGUGUACACAACGAAAGUCUACAGAAGUAAAAGACAAAUUGCUGUUAACUUUAUACGCUCUGCUGUGUUCCUUCAUGGCUAGAUGGUAAAAGUACCCUGCUUAGCCCCGAGAAGUAUAUUUGACACUUAAAUUGAACAUCAUAAACUAAGGGUAUGUCAAUGAUUUGAUAAUACAGAGAAAUGAAGUCAAAGAAAAUAAGCGAUAGUAAUACCUUACAACCAAGUAAAACAUACAGUUUCAAAGAAAUAAAGUUUCUGUCAGCAAAUAAACUUAAAGAGUUGUGUUUGGAAUUUAAUGUUGACAAUACAUUACCAAAGAAUGCAAAAAGCAUAUGUUUCUGUGUCAUUCAUAGGAAUAUUGAUUUUGUGUAGUACUUUUAAAAUUGUAAUGAACAUUAUGUUCUGAUAUGUAGUCAAGUCUAAAAUUCAAAUAUGGAGGAGUUUUGUAGUGAUGUUAUUGAAAAGGUCUGUUUGAAUCAUGAAAAGGCAGAAGUAGAAGAUGUUACAAAUGGACUGGAACAAUUAAUUAAUCGUUUUGUUGGUCUUAUGAUCGCAAUGUUUCCAGACUUUAAUAUUAAACGUGUGACACCUUGCGGAAGUAUGGCUGAGAAAACAAGAAUCAAAGGAAAUGAAGCAUUAGAGUAUGAUUUCAUUAUUGAAAUGGAAUCCUGGCCAAGAUGUGGCGAGCUAAAAUUUCAAAGAUCCUGUGAAGGAUCAAUGCAACCUCUUUAUAAGGUAUCAACUGAUUACUAUGUUUGUUUAAGUACUGACGUUAUUACCACAUUCCGUCACAAUUUGUGUAAAUCAGUUAAAAAGAAUUGCAAAAAUUCGUUUUGUCCGUCACUAAGAAACCAAUAUCAAGACAGUAACAAAAUAGCUAACGGAUGUCAAAGCUGUAGUGUAUAUAUGACUACUGGUUGCCUCAGACUUGAGUUAUCUGAAAUGCAUGGAAACAAAAUUCAUUUCGUUUUUGAACCGAAAUAUCACGAAAGUGUGAUUCAUUCUUCAUUAUCCUCCACUCAAAUCGAAUAUCAUAGUGAUAAUAUUCGUGAUGUCUGUGUAGACAUCCAUCCAGUUUUGAUUGUUGCUCCAGAACGAUUGCUGGAACACAAUUCGGAGGAAAGAGAUGUUUUAUCAAAAGUGGAAAGCAACUGCUAUCUUUUUCCAAACAAUACAUUUAAUUUAGAAUUUAAACCAAGCUGUGACGGGAGGAGUGGGUGCUGGAGAAUAUCUCACUAUGACAUAGAGGUACAGAUGCUGCAACAAACAUGUCAGCUACAUAGGAACAUGUAUAUGAUCCUAAAAUUCAUAAAGGAAAAGUUAUUUAACUUCUCUUACUUGCGUGACCGCUUACAGCGAAAACUUAAAGUAACUUCUUAUGAAAUUAAAACCGCUGUACUUCAUCAUAUUAAAAACUGUACCUUGCCUAAACCUGACCUUGGAAGGUGUCUCUUAAGCACUAUAAAACUAUUAUCUGCAUGUUUUCAAGAUGAAUUACUUCCGAACAUAGGCUCUGGAUUUAACAUAUUCCUUUUUGAAACAAAUCAUAGAUAUAUCAGUAGUAGAAAGAAAGGCUGCAAAAUAAUAGGAUAUAUAUUUGAAGUUCUUCAUGAAUUAUUCACUACAGGUUUAAAUACAGGGACAGCGGGAGUUUUGUCGGAUUUAGAAUCAAUACAAUCAGAAGUUACUAGAGCAUUCGGAUAUACAAUGAUAAUUCAUGAGAUAGAAACUCAUCAUGUUCAAGCAUGCAAAAAAUUUUUGAGUGAAUAUGUUCACAAAAGAAUCGGUAGAACCGCUGAGUCCCUCGUCUAUGAAUUUACAAUGAAGAAGCAACGGUAUGAUAGAUUGUCUCGAUUACUCAAACAAAACUCACAAAUGAAUAUAUUAAAUGAGGAUAUGAAAAGAAAGGUCGAAGAUGGAAUGAAACAACUUAGUGAAUAUGAAAACUACCGGUUCACGUCAUACCAAAAUUAUAGACUACAAGUACUAAAAGGAUGUUAUAUCUAAACUUCUAAACACACUUCAUAUGUCUACAAAUCUUAUAUAUACGGACAAAAUAUCAAUGAUGAAGAAUUGAAAUAUUUUUAUCAAAUUUCUUUACACGAACACAGUAGAUGUUUCUCAAUUUAACAUAAAUGUGUUAAAUAUUACAUAAUCUCUAAAACAGUCUUCAUAAAACAAAACUGUACAAUUGAGAAUGACAAUUUUAUACUAAAUGGUCUGGGCAUUGAAGUUUUAGAUCAAUUUUCCUAUACACUAUAGUACUAACAUAUAAGGUAAAGGUAAAUGUUUUAAUUUAUAGUUUUAUUCUAUGUACAAUAAAAUAAGAGGCUCACAGGGCUUGUGAGCAAAACAUUUUUUUGGUCCCAGAUGUAAAUUUAUAAUUACUUUUGUCAGGGUCAUAAUUUAAAUAACUUUUAUAGAAAACUUCAUGAUAAAACCUCCGCUACUAAACCAUCCGAUUUAAGUGACGAUUAUUUAAAUGUAUUUUCCUAUGCAAAAUCUAAAGUAAAGUAAGUCACUAAGUGACCAUGGGAAAGAACCAGUUAUGAUCCUGCAGGAAUGAUUUGCAUCAGAUAUUUGCAGAGGACCAGAUGAUACUUCUUCUUAUCAAAUAAGUUAGCUAUAUAGAACAGUUCUUCUGGAGAAGUUUAAAUGGUUUUAAACAUGCAGAAAUUGAUCCUUUGACUCCCAAGGGUCAAGAUAACUGUUUGUUUGUUGUUAUUUUACGGUUUAUUAAUCAGACAGCAAUUAUCUUUUAUGCAUAAAGUGAAUAGGUCUAUAAUGGAAGGUCUGUUGUAUAUUAAAUAAUCAUGUUGAUAGUAUUAAGUAUCAUACAUCACAGCAAACCUAGAAAGAACAAGAUAUGUUUGUAAAACAUGUAUCCCCCU
Messenger RNA from Ruditapes philippinarum (Manila clam), 3353 nucleotides. RefSeq lists its product as uncharacterized. The coding region runs from base 895 to 2469 and encodes 524 amino acids. The record is from RefSeq and is a predicted model, not a curated record. Lineage: Eukaryota; Metazoa; Mollusca; Bivalvia; Venerida; Veneridae. The transcript has 3 exons.